Tauraco erythrolophus (red-crested turaco) is the source of this 825-nucleotide messenger RNA. The record is from RefSeq and is a predicted model, not a curated record. NCBI's taxonomy places the organism in Eukaryota, Metazoa, Chordata, Aves, Musophagiformes, Musophagidae.
UGCCUCCUCAGCAAGCAGAGCCGCCUGCUCAAUGGGGUCACUCGGGGCAGCCGCGCCACCUCCCCCAUGGGCCGCGUCAUCCUCAUCAACACCCCCAUUGAAGCCAGCAGCAAUGAGAGUGACAUCAUCAACGCCAUCACGGUGGAGAAGAGUGUGGACGGCAAGCUGGGCUUCAGCGUCCGUGGCGGCUCCGAGCACGGGCUGGGCAUCUUUGUCAGCAAAGUGGAGGAGGGCAGCGCCGCUGAGCAGGCUGGGCUGUGUGUUGGUGACAAGAUCACGGAAGUGAACAGUGUGAGCCUGGAGAACAUCACCAUGAGCAGUGCUGUCAAGGUCCUCACUGGCAACAACCGCCUCCGCAUGGUGGUCCGGCGGAUGGGCCGUGUGCCAGGCAUCAAGUUCUCCAAGGAGAAGACAGCGUGGGUGGAUGUGGUGAACAGGCGCCUGGUUGUGGAGAAAAGUGGCUCAACACCAUCGGAGAGUGGCUCCGACGACGGACUGCGGCGCAUCGUCCACCUCUACACCACCUCUGACGACUACUGCCUGGGCUUCAACAUCCGCGGUGGCAGGGAGUUCGGCCUCGGCAUCUACGUCUCCAAGGUGGACCCUGGGGGGCUGGCAGAGCAGAAUGGCAUUCGGGUGGGAGACCAAGUCCUUGCAGCCAAUGGAGUCAAGUUUGAAGACAUAAGCCAUAGCAAGGCAGUGGAGGUGCUCAAGGGGCAGACUCACAUCAUGCUCACCAUCAAGGAGACCGGCCGGUUCCCUGCCUACAAGGAGAUGGUGGCUGAAUACUGCUGGCUCAGUCGCUGUAAGGGCAGUGCCACACGG